Messenger RNA from Zea mays, 3142 nucleotides. RefSeq lists its product as uncharacterized. Gene Ontology annotation, biological process: chloroplast avoidance movement; chloroplast accumulation movement. NCBI's taxonomy places the organism in Eukaryota, Viridiplantae, Streptophyta, Magnoliopsida, Poales, Poaceae. The transcript is spliced from 4 exons. Gene Ontology annotation, cellular component: cytosol. The coding region runs from base 511 to 2913 and encodes 800 amino acids. The record is from RefSeq and is a predicted model, not a curated record.
CGGAGUCGUGAGCCAGACAAAACCGAGCAUCACACACACACGUACGCCCAUCGCCCAGCCAGCCUCUCAACCCUCGGCUCAGCCUCCCCUCAGAAUAAACAGCGAAAAAAAGGAAGGCGAAAAGAAAAAAUCAAUCGCGAGCGCUAAGAGCGGAGAUCCAAAUCGGCGCAAAAGGAGGCGCUCGCUCGCUUCGCCCGCACGGAAGUUCCUCCGCGCCGUCGAGGUGAGUUCCGCCCGCCUCGGCCCUUUCCGCUGCAAUCCGCGAGUGUGGAGUUUCGCUUUCUCUGUCUGCUGUACGCGGGGUGAUUCCUCCUCUUGUUCGCGUUGGAUGAAAACAAAACCGGUAGGAACCACUCUCUGUUUCAGUUUCCGCUUCCGUUUGCGUCUCGUUUUGGUUCAGGCUGUCUGCCCUCGUCUCUUAGGGAUCGAGAAUCGCGGCGAGGUUCAUCGAGGCUUCUUGCUCUGAACAGAGGAGCAAACCAAUUGCGACUUGGAAAAGGCUAAUAAGGAAUGGAAUCGAGUUAUGCCACCGAAGAGAGUAACUCUAAAGGCUCUUCUGCAAAUGCAUCUUCAUCUCCAACAGGAAGUUCAGAAACUUCUGUGGAUUUACAAACUCCUCCUGCAGCCAAGGAAAUUCCUGGACGUAUUGAUCAUGAGGGACCAAGCUGGCAUGAGGUCUUAGAAAUGCGGGUUCCUGAUCUAUCAGAAGACAUUGCAGAAUCACAUGCGCCUUCGGAUACAGAUCCUGACAUACUGUCUAAUUCAGGACCAACUGAGGCAUACAUAAGCUCAACAAAUGAUAAGGCAGAUUAUCCUUCUUCAGUAGGCACAAGCGAAGUGAACGGUGUGCCUGUAAAUGUUUCGAACGGAGCUGGAACUACGCUAAAGGAUGAAAUGAAACCUAAAGAAGAUGAUACGCACCAUCAGAUUGAUAGGGAUACAAAGCUGAAAAUGAAACAAGAUUCAGCAACAACACCUGAAAGUCCGUACAGAGGCCUUAUUGACACUGCUGCACCCUUUGAGUCUGUUAGAGAAGCUGUCACCAAGUUUGGAGGAAUUGUCGAUUGGAAAGCUCACAAAGCUCAGAUGAUGGAGAGGCGCAAGCUCAUACAAGUUGAAUUAGAAAACAUUCGAACAGAAAUUCCACUUUGCAAGGAGGAACUAGAAGCCGCUGAGAUGACUAAAUCUCAAGUUGUCGAUGAGCUAGAGCACACCAAGAGACUUAUUGAGGAGCUGAAGCAUCAACUGGAGAAAGUACAGGUUGAAGAAGCUCAGGCAAAGCAGGACUCUGAGCUUGCACAACUCAGGGCACAAGAAAUUGAGCACGGAGUAGCUGAUGAAGCUAGUGCGAUAGCCAGGACACAAAUGGAAGUCGCCAAAGAAAGGCACGAAAAGGCUGUUGCUGAACUUAAGUCAGUAAAAGAGGAGUUGGCGUCAGUACAUGAACAGUAUGCUGCCUUGGUAGAUGAAAGAGACACAGCAAUCAAAAGAGCAGAAGAGGUCAUAUCUGCUGGGAAGGACAUUGAGAAGCGAGUGGAACAACUGACAUUAGAACUGAUUGCGUCUAAAGGGUCUCUUGAAUUGGCCCAUGCUGCGCAUCAUGAAGCAGAGGAACGUAGGAUCGGUGCAGCAUUGGCGAAAGAGCAGGAUUGCAAUGCUUGGGAGAGAGAGUUGCGUCAGGCACAAGAGGAGCUGGAACGAUUAGACAGUAAGCUUGCGUUCAGUAACGAUAUGCAGCACAAUAUUGAUGCAAAUUUGCACAAGUUGCUUAGCCUCAAUUCGGAGCUGUCUGCCUAUGUGGCGAACAAACUGACUGAAGAAGCUGAAGGUGUUUCCAAGGAUCAUGAGUCCGAAGAUUCUAGACACAUUAGCAACGCAGUUAAGGAAGCUCUAGCAUCGAAACAGAAAGAACUUCAGGAGCUCAAAGCCGACAUUGAGAAGGCAAAGGCUGAGGCCAACGUGCUAAGAUUUGCUGCCAUGACACUCAGAUCAGAACUGGACAACGAGAACGCUUCACUUGUCGCGUUGCAGCAGGGAGAGGCUAUGGCAUCCGUUGCUGUUUCUUCACUAGAAGCUGAGCUCAACCGGACGAAACAAGAGAUAGAAUCUGUCAGGUCCAAGGAGGCAGAGGCCCAAGAAAAGAUGGUGGAGCUUCCCAUGGUUUUACAGCAAGCGACUCAGGAGGCCGAGGACGCCAGGGUAGCAGCUCACGCGGCCCACGAGGAGCUGAGGAAGGCGAAGGAGGCAUUCGAGCAAACCAAGGCUGCCGCAGCUGCAGCAGAGACCAGGUUAUCUGCUGUUGUGAAAGAAACAGAAGCAUCCGUAGCAUCAGAGAGGCUAGCACGCGAGGCGCUUCAAGCUUUGCAAGAAAGCGAACAGGCAAGAGAAACUAAGGAUUCUCAGCGAGGAGUGGUGCUUCCUAUAAGCGAGUACUACGAACUUAGCAAGAGGGCACAUGAAGCCGAAGAACAGGCGAGCGAGAAGGUAGCAGAAGCACUGGCACAGGUAGUGUCGGCAAAGGAAUCAGAAGCAAUGAGCCUGGAGAGCCUAAAGGAAGCGUCCGAUGAAAUGGACGAGAAGAAGGAAGCUCUUGAGAUCGCCUUGGAGAGAGCCGGGAGGGCGAACGAAGGGAAGCUUGGCGCGGAGCAGGAGCUUAGGAAAUGGAGAGCCGACCACGAGCAGCGCCGCAGAGCUCACGAAUCCGCGAAACGCGCGGUGAAUCCUUUGAACGGUCCGUCUAGAGUAUUUGUCGAACAGAAGAGUCCAUACCACAAGGAGCAGGAAUCCAAGGUGCAGGCGUCGGGGAGUAGUAGCUACGAGGGCCUCGUUCCAAACCAAAAGAUGCAGAGGAAGAAAUCGCUGUUCCCUCUGAUGGGCUCGGUUCUAUCCAGGAAGACCCGGGCACAGACGUGACGUAAACGAGAUCCUAUAGGCACCUGGGGCUUUGCCAUUCACAUUGCUGUACAUUGGUGUAAUAAGCUGGUUUUUUUUCUUGGUCUUCUUUGGAAAGAGCCUUUUUGUUUUGUUUUAAAGGUUGGUAUAUCCUGUGGAAGGUGUAAUUUAAUUUGUCGGUAUAAACAGCGUAGAACACAUUGGAAUACUUUUAUAUGAUUUUUUUUGGUAACUCAUAGUUCUUCAUGAA